CAGCAGCGUCUGAAUGAACGCGCCCCCGCCCGCGCGCAGACUCGCAGUCUCCGUGAGAUGCCCGUUAGAUUCGGUGCGGCAGUGCAGUAUCGCGCUCGCGCUCGGGCUCGCUGAUGAUAUCGACCCCACUCAUGCGUGGAUUUCCCGCUCGCAUCCUCGCGCACACACGGAUCCGUGGACCGGAGACUCCCGCGCGGACCGGGGACGGUCAUGCCGUGAUGGUGUCACGCGCACGGACGCGCCAGCCGUGUUUGUGAAGCCGGAGAUGAUGAUGAUGAUGAUGAUGGUGGUGGUGGUGAUGGUGGUGGUGAGGAGCGGAGCUCUCCUCCGGUUACCGGGGCUCGUGAUCAGGCUGACUGUGCUGAUGUUUGUCGCCGGUUCGAGCGGGAUGCCGCACGUGCUCAGAUUCGGUGGGAUCUUCGAGUCGAUAGAGAGCGGCCCGUCUGGACCAGAAGAACUGGCCUUUAAAUUCGCGCUGAACACCAUCAACAGGAACCGAACGCUUCUGCCCAACACAACCCUCACGUACGACAUCCAGAGAAUCAACGUCUUCGACAGUUUCGAGGCGUCCAGGAAAGCCUGCGAGCAGCUCUCCCUGGGCGUGGCAGCGAUCUUCGGCCCCUCCCACAGCUCGUCAGCCAAUGCGGUGCAGUCGAUCUCCAACGCUCUGGGCGUCCCUCACAUUCAGACCCGCUGGAAGCAUCAGGUGUCGGAUAACAGAGACUCGUAUUAUGUCAGUCUGUAUCCGGACUUCUCCUCGCUCAGCCGGGCCAUACUGGACCUCGUGCACUUCUUCAGGUGGAAGAUGGUCACGGUGGUGUACGACGACAGCACCGGUCUCAUCCGCCUGCAGGAGCUCAUUAAAGCUCCAUCCAGAUACAACAUCCGCCUGAAGAUCCGACAGCUCGCCGCAGACACCAAGGACGCCAAACCGCUGCUCAAAGAGAUGAAGAAAGCCAAGGAGUUCCACGUUAUCUUCGACUGCAGUCACGAGAUGGCCGCAUGGAUACUCAAACAGGCUCUUUCAAUGGGAAUGGUGACAGAAUACUAUCAUUACAUCUUUACAACUCUGGAUCUGUUUGCUCUGGAUAUGGAGCCGUAUCGGUUCAGCGGAGUGAACAUGACCGGUUUCCGCAUCUUGAACACGGAGAGUCCGCAGGUGUCGUCCAUCAUUGAGAAAUGGUCUAUGGAGCGACUGCAGGCGCCGCCCAAACCCGACUCGGGCCUGCUGGACGGAUUCAUGACGACGGACGCCGCUCUCAUGUACGACGCGGUUCAUGUGGUCGCUGUGGCCGUCCAGCAGUCGCCGCAGAUCACCGUCAGCUCACUGCAGUGCAACAGACACAAACCCUGGCGCUUCGGAGGACGAUUCAUCAGCCUCAUCAAAGAGGCAUCAUGGGACGGACUGACGGGGCGAAUCCUCUUCAACAAAACCAACGGCUUGAGGACAGACUUUGACCUGGACGUGAUCAGUCUCAAAGAGAACGGACUCGAGAAGAUCGGGACGUGGGAUCCUCCGCGUGGACUGAACAUGACAGAGAAUCACAAGAGUAAAAACACCAACAUCACAGACUCGCUGUCCAACAAAUCACUGCGUGUGUCCACCAUACUGGAGGAGCCGUACGUCAUGUUUAAGAAGUCGGAUAAACCCCUGUACGGAAACGACCGCUUCGAGGGAUUCUGUGUGGAUCUGCUUCGGGAGCUUUCGGGAAUCUUGGGCUUCCGCUACGAGAUCCGGUUAGUGGAGGACGGGAAAUACGGGGCGUUCGAGGAGAGCACCGGCCAGUGGAACGGCAUGAUCCGCGAGCUCAUGGAUCACAAAGCAGACCUGGCCGUGGCGCCGCUGACCAUCACGUACGUCCGAGAGAAGGUGAUUGACUUCUCCAAACCCUUCAUGACCCUGGGCAUCAGCAUCCUGUACCGCAAACCCAACGGCACCAACCCCGGCGUCUUCUCCUUCCUCAACCCUCUGUCCCCUGAUAUCUGGAUGUAUAUUCUACUGGCUUGCUUGGGUGUCAGUUGUGUGCUGUUUGUCAUAGCCAGGUUCAGUCCGUACGAGUGGUAUAACCCUCACCCCUGCAACCCCGACUCAGACGUGGUGGAGAAUAACUUCACGCUGCUCAACAGCUUCUGGUUUGGUGUCGGAGCGCUCAUGCGGCAAGGGUCGGAGCUCAUGCCGAAGGCUCUGUCCACCAGGAUCGUCGGAGGAAUCUGGUGGUUUUUCACGCUCAUCAUCAUUUCCUCCUACACCGCAAACCUGGCCGCCUUCCUGACUGUGGAGCGCAUGGAGUCGCCCAUCGACUCGGCGGAUGAUCUGGCCAAGCAAACCAAGAUCCUCUAUGGCUUGGUGGAGGACGGCGCCACCAUGACUUUCUUUAAGAAAACCAAGAUCUCCACGUACGAUAAGAUGUGGGAGUUCAUGAACAGCCGUCGUCAGUCAGUGAUAGUGAAGAGCGUGGAGGAGGGAAUCCAUCGAGUGCUGACGUCCGAUUACGCCUUCCUGAUGGAGUCCACGGCCAUCGAGUUCGUCACCCAGCGCAACUGUAACCUCACGCAGGUCGGAGGCCUCAUCGACUCCAAGGCGUACGGCGUGGGAACGCCCAUGGGCUCCCCGUAUCGAGACAAGAUCACCAUCGCCAUCCUGCAGCUGCAGGAGGAGGGCAAGCUGCACAUGAUGAAGGAGAAGUGGUGGAGAGGGAACGGCUGUCCGGAGGAGGAGAGUAAAGAGGCCAGUGCGCUCGGCGUGCAGAACAUCGGCGGCAUCUUCAUCGUCCUGGCCGCCGGGCUGGUGCUGUCCGUGUUCGUGGCCGUCGGCGAGGUGCUGUACAAAUCCAAGCAGAACGCUCAGAUCGAGAAGCGUUCGUUCUGCAGCGCGAUGGUGGACGAGCUCAGGGUGUCUCUGAAAUGCCAGCGGCGGCGGAAACAGAAACCUCAACCGCCCGCCAUCGUCAAAACAGAGGAGGUUAUUAACAUGCAUACCUUUAACGACAGGAGGCUCCCGGGGAAAGAGACCAUGGCCUGAACGGACUUAAAGCCUCGAAAUCCUGCGGGACUCUCCUGUAACUCUCGUCCAAACGACGGACACAAAGAUGUUUCCUGUGGAAAUCCGGAUACGUGAGCGAUUCAGAACCACAUCCCCUCACAGAGCAGCAUUCGAUUAUCGGCUUGUAUCUUGAGUCCCAAACACCAGAGACGUCCGUCUCUCUGACGUUCGGCGAUGCGUUGUGUUCUCAUUCUAUGUUGCUUCUCUCUGUUUUCUCUGUGAAAGACACGUAGGAUGCUGUGAAACUAAGUAAAUGUUUUAAACGGAUCAGUUUUGAUGCUCACAUCACUGCAGAGAAAUGAUCAUAUGCUGCCUUUAUUGCUGCCUUCAAGAGCGCCUGAUACUGACAGGUUCCCAGAACGUUCUCGGAACGUUAGUUUAUGGUUAUAAAAACUAAAAAUAACCAUUAUAGAAAGUUCUUAUUGUCACACAAAAACCUCCCUGCAACGUUUUUAGAACAUUUGUCACACAAACUAGAACCUUUAAGAGAACAUAACCAAAAAAACAACGUUCUAGAAAUGUUCUUGUAACCAUUAUAUAACGUUCUGUAUGAGUUCUUAGUAGGGUUGUCUCACAAAAAACCUUCCUGCAACGUUCUGAGAACGUUCCUGGAACGUUAGUUUUUGGUUAUAAAACUUAAAAAUAACCAUUAGAGAAAGUUCUUAUUAGUUUUGUCACAUGAAAACCUCCCUGUGAUGUUUUUAGAAUGUUUGUCACACAAACUAGAACCUUUAAGAGAACAUAACCAAAACGUUCUGGGAAUGUUCCUGUAACCAUUAUAUAACGUUCUGUAUGCAUUCUUAUUAGUUUUGUCACAAAAAUCUCCCUGCAAUGUUCUGAGAACAUUUGUUAUACAAAAUACAACCUUGAAAGAACGUUCCAUGAAUGUUAGGAAUUGGUAAAAACAAAAAUAACCAAACGGGAACGUUCUUUGUUUGCUGACCCUUGGGUUUUACAUUUUAUUUACGUAAAAAUAUUUGUCUUCUAAGGAAGUAAAUUUAAUGAUUGUCAAGUCUUAAUUAUGAUCUGAUGUUUGUGAUAGAAAUAAAUGCUUUAAGCAAUUACUUUAUUUUUCUCUUGCUGACAAAUACAGGAAGCUUUUUAGCACUAAUGCAACAAAAUGAAGAGCGAGAGGGGCUAAAACUGGAAAACAAAAUGCAAACCGUUGUAAACAAAGAAAUUAAUUAAAGCCAAUUCAAAGUAUCUUAUGUCUCUAAACCAAGGAUGUCGAAGAAAAUCCUGCUUUAAUACAUCAUUGUGACGGCAUUCAUCACUGCAGCAUGA
Molecule: messenger RNA, 4327 nt
Organism: Ctenopharyngodon idella (grass carp)
Lineage: Eukaryota; Metazoa; Chordata; Actinopteri; Cypriniformes; Xenocyprididae
Product: glutamate receptor ionotropic, kainate 2
Exons: 16
Coding region: 14-3022 (1002 amino acids)
Biological process (GO): synaptic transmission, glutamatergic; modulation of chemical synaptic transmission; monoatomic ion transport
Cellular component (GO): plasma membrane; kainate selective glutamate receptor complex; presynaptic membrane
Molecular function (GO): transmitter-gated monoatomic ion channel activity involved in regulation of postsynaptic membrane potential; kainate selective glutamate receptor activity
Source: RefSeq, a predicted model, not a curated record